This is a messenger RNA of Sardina pilchardus (European sardine), 2978 nucleotides long. RefSeq names its product Mediator of RNA polymerase II transcription subunit 30-like. Gene Ontology annotation, molecular function: transcription coregulator activity. The transcript is spliced from 5 exons. The record is from RefSeq and is a predicted model, not a curated record. Gene Ontology annotation, biological process: positive regulation of DNA-templated transcription. NCBI's taxonomy places the organism in Eukaryota, Metazoa, Chordata, Actinopteri, Clupeiformes, Clupeidae. Gene Ontology annotation, cellular component: mediator complex. The coding region runs from base 1655 to 2239 and encodes 194 amino acids.
AGUGUUCAGUCUCUCCACCUGGUUCUCAUCUCGGUCUGAGAUCUGUACGCCCGAGUACAUCGGGGCAGAUAGACUGAUUAAUCAUUUUGAGUAAGUCUUGACUUAAUACAGUAGCUUAAUUUGUUCUCUCUAUUUAAAAGAUUGGUUUUAUGCUUAAACCCUUGACAUUUACACACCUCAUGUUGAGCACACUCCAUUUUAUGAGGUACCGCAAAUAUGUUUCAGUUUAAAAAUGAAAUGUGUUUGUUGACAGUGAACAGCAUGCUGUCUUUCAAUGGGUCAUGAAGUGUAUUUGAUCCAAAACAUUUAUUGGCAAUCUAUAACUUAGUUACAAAAUCUAUAACAAAAAUAUCAUUGCGCUUUUGCCCUACCAGCAGAAAUCAUGGCAACGGAAGCUGUUGAAGAUAAAUUGUCCAGGCAUGUCAAACAAUCUCUAUUGGCUGAAAUGGCAUGUAAUGUUAUCAGGGAUAAAGAUUCGGAAAGGGUUCAGCCACAAAUACAUUCAGAACAUUUACUCCUAUGAUUGAAGGGUUAAUAUUCCCUGAACCACAGCCAGCGACAUCUUGGCAGGGAUUCUGCCACACCACAGGUGGUUGGAAAGCACUGCAUAAAGAAAUAAAUGUCUUUAUAUUUGAUUUUGUGAUGGCCUGCAGCACUAUGAGAAUAUGGAUGCUGCUCUCAAAUAAUUUACCAUUUUGGCGGUCGUUUGUCGCUAUACAGCAGUUUAGAUUCUAAAUUGACAAUCUCAAUGAAUAAAACAGUUUUUUACCCUUUGAAAAUGGAAUCCCCUUGUCGGUGAGCAUCCAUUAUCACCGGGCGUUUAAAUAUUUCACUCUGUUUGGAAAGCACAGAUAGCGGCUCUCGAAUGCUCCCCAUCCCUCUUUUAAAAGCCUGUUGUGAUAUGCAGUGCAGUCGACCUACCUCUAUGACGAACAGGAGCAGGCAUGUGUAGAGAGCUAAGUAUCCCAUGCUUGCACCUGAUGAGUCUUCCACAACGUUCCUGCAAAGUUUUCCUCUUUUCUUUGCGUUUUGUCCUUUUCUUUGUUUUUCUUUUUUAAUCUUCUAUAUGAUUUCUUGUUGUUGUUCUUAUUUUGUUGUUUUCCCCACCUCUCUUGUUUUUCGUUCCCCUUGGGUCUGUUGUGUCUAGGUUUCUGUCAUUUGCUCUUCACCCUUCUUUCUAGCUUUGCCUCUCUCUGUGCUCGGGCCGGCCUUCUCCUUUGCUUUUUAUAGCGGCUCCCCAAAAGUCAUACUGUCACACACACACACACACACACACACUCAAACACACACACAGUAGUGGGCAUAUCUAACUUGUAAUUAUCAUGCCGCCCUGGAGCCUAGCCAGGUUUCACCAUUAGCGCCCAGUACACACUCCGGGCCUAUUUAUCGUAAUGUAUUGUAGAAAGAGAGAGGCCCCCUAAGCAAAUGCUAGGAACAGUGGGGAUAAAGCCAUGGAAAAAAGAAGUGAGAAAGAAAACAAGGGAGAGAUGGAAAAGGGUUAGUAAAGAGAUGAGAUGCUGAUGAACUUCUGUUUGGAUUGAUACAAUGUGAACUGAUUACUUUACUCUACUCUUUUGUCCUUACAGGUUCACCUGUGCCUUGAAGCGUGCACACAGAAUAUCCAACGACUUUGUGCAUUUGAAUAGGUGAACAGAUGGCUGCCUCUAUGCCCCAGAAGGGCCCUACUCUGGCCAAUAUGCCCUCCCAGCAGCAGCAACAACAACAACAACAACCUCACAUGCAUCCGGCUUCAGGUACUGGUCAGCAAGCCCCCAUGCCGCCUCAAGGUGCUUUGCGAGAAAUCUCUCCUGUGUAUUUGUGUAGAAUUGGCCAAGAAACCGUCCAGGACAUUGUUAGUCGCACCAUGGAGGUCUUUCAGCUGGCAAGGGCCACUCAACUGCCGAACGGAGUCACUCAAAGUCAAGCAGCCUAUCAAGACCGUUUUGGCAAACUGCAGGAACACCUGCGACAGCUAACCCUGCUGUUCCGCAAGCUGCGACUGUUGUAUGAGCGCUGCGUGGAGAUGACUACGGACUUGCAGGAAGCACCUGGAGAGUUGGUGCCAUAUGUUGGUGAAGAGACCGCUUCUGUGGCCGUGGAGCCUUGUAGUCCGGCAGUGGGCCAGGAGAAAAGGGAGAUGCUGGAGAAGGUGAAGCAGAAGAACCAGGAGAUGAAGGUUCUGAUGGACCAGCUGAGGAAUCUCUUGUGGGACGUCAACGCCAUGCUAACGCUCCGUUGAUCCGGUCCACCCCAUCCAGCUCCAGUGAUCCGUCCAUCUGACCACCGUGCCAGCUGACCUAAUGGCAGCCCAUCUGUGUUGGUCUGUGGCCCAGAACUCUACGGUUCAAAAGCCUUGGCCCUACUGCGGCUUGCAGGACCCUACAGUACUCUAGUGCACUCCUGGUGGCUUUUCUCCUAUACUUUAGUUUCUGUAUUAAUUUGUGCAAUGUGUAAUCUGUGUUUUAUUUUUCUCUUUUUUUUUGUUUUUCAUACUGUUGGGCUGUACAGGUUCACCUUCUAGUCAUAGUUCUGAAUGUGUAGAACAAUUCAGUUUAUCACAAGUUAUCAUGAGUUAUCACAUAGCCAGAAUGUGUCCCAAAGAAGUGAAGGCCUUAAAUGACCCAGAGAAGAUGUUGGAUCCAAAUUAUCUUGGUGGUAAUGCGUGAAUCGUCUUCCUGCAUGCUCAACAUGGCAGCUAUUUUCUCAGGUGCCUGUGAAAUACUUAAAAAAAAGAUUUUCUGUUUGUGUGUGUGUGGGUAGAGAGUGAAUGUGUAUGAUAUGACUACAUUACUAGUAUAAGGUGCUACAGACAUGUGACCCUCUUUUCCCCAGUUUACUUUGAGUAAAAAAUCCUGUAUGAGUCGUUAGUCAGAACAAAAUAUUUUGUAUGAUAAGCACUGAAUGAACAGACAAACUGAACAAUGACAUUUUCUUUUUUUUUACUUUUUUACUAAAUAAACUGCAAAUGGGUAUCUCCA